This is a messenger RNA of Trichoderma asperellum CBS 433.97, 1665 nucleotides long. RefSeq lists its product as uncharacterized. The record is from RefSeq and is a predicted model, not a curated record. Lineage: Eukaryota; Fungi; Ascomycota; Sordariomycetes; Hypocreales; Hypocreaceae. Gene Ontology annotation, cellular component: nucleus. Gene Ontology annotation, molecular function: protein binding.
AUGAACCUUGUUGAGCAGGCGUUUUCCGACUCGCUAAAUGAUGGAGCCUCAGGUCGGAGUAGCUCGACCAGCAAAGGCCAAGAAAACGUUCGCCGGCCCAUUCACGACGACCAAGAGCUAUGCAACUACAUCUUGAGCACGGUCAAGGCUCCUGAUGGAGCUCUCAUGAUACGGGAGUCUACAAUUCCUGGGUCUGGCUCGGGUCUAUUUACAACAAGAGAUGUUGCAGCGGGCGAGCUAAUCUUUACAUCGGUGCCUCUUGUGCUCUGUUCGGAGGUUGGUGAACAAAUGGAAGCUUGCGACUUUUGCUUCCAGCAGAGGCGACGAGUCAUCCACCCUGUUGAAGAUCGUCUGCUUCAUCCGGGAGAAGUAAUGCCAGAUGUAUACAAAUGUAAAGGUUGCAAUCUGUAUCAGUAUUGUUCAGAGUCUUGCUGGCAACGAGCCUGGGACACUGGUCAUUUAUACGAAUGCGGGCUACUGGCCGACGCCUCACACGAUCUCGACACCAGAAUGCUAUACCGUAUCCUUAUUUUACUACGCAAGAAAGUGCUGCUCCCGGAGCAAGUGCGAGCCCUCGCUAGGCUUGCACACGAACAAGAUAAAUACGAACAGAUUAGCAACGAUUGGCAAAAGGUGAAGGAUAUUGCCGCCGAGGCCAAGGAGCGGAUGAAGAGCGAGCUUGAUGGUGCCGAUGUUUUGAGACUAUAUUGCCUUAUCCGAUGCAAUGCUCUGCCAGUUGAUCAAACCUCCCGAAAUGCUCCUCUGGGUACUGCCAUCGACUUGGGGGCAGCUAUGCUGAAUCACAAUUGCGAGCCCAACAUUGUGAUUAUAUUCAACAGCACCCGAGUAGAAGUUCGGGCCGUCAACAAUCUCAAGGCUGGUAAAGAGCUCUUACACUGCUACCGGGACAUUGCAUACGACUGCACAUUUCGCAACCCGCGCAUUGCAGCAAGAUAUCAGUUCAAAUGCCAAUGUGACAGAUGCAUCCGAGAGUCUGAUCGCCACUAUGAGGGAGUCAGCCCCGACAUAGAAGACCCCAUAAUGCCCAUCCUCGCCACGCAGGGAGACCUGUUUGCGAUUGUCGAAAAAGCCAAACUACGAGCACUCUCGUUGUCCAACCCCUUCGACGUAACCCCAUUCCUAGCAGAGAUUGACGAGCUCUCCGAGGAAGGCUACGCAGGGCGUCGCUGGCCCGACGACCUCGAGCCAUUGCCGACAGCGCUCAAGUCUCUAGCAGCGCUAUGCGAGAGGCAGGGCGACAUCAUCAACACCAUAAAGAUCCGGGUCAAGGCUCUAGCCUUUGCCAAAUGCCGAAACAACCUCCCCUACUCCGAGGACCUGGUUGACUUUGUGGUCUCGCUACGGUCCUUCACCAUGUAUCCGCACCGCAAAGUGCUGCUGGACGGCCCCCUGCCCAAGUUCAAGGAGUUUCAAGACUUCUGCGUCGGCCACAUGUGCGCACUGCACGCACUGAUGGCCAGGUUCUACGGCGAACAGGGCAGGGUGACUCGGAUAGUCCGCGAAAUCAUGCAUGAGGAGAUGGACAAGUACCACGGGCCUCGGCCGCCGACGAGAGCGUUUAGGCGCAAGUUUAAAGCCUCGCAUGAAACCAUCCUCAAGUGGGCGGGGGUUGAUGCGAAGUCUUGGAUUGUGGAAUUGAGCUGA